AGCUGCUUAUCAAUUAUAUCCAUGCCAACAACUAUCAGACAUAUGUGCACAAAUACCAGUUAAGCCCCACCGCACUGAAUUGGACGCAAAACCCUAACAAAACUGGACGAACAUGUCUUCACUGGAGCAACAGCAGCCGCCCCAGAAGCGACCCUCUCUGCACUUGGCCGCAGAAGCAGCAGGAGCCGGAACUGCAGCUGGAGCUGAGAGCAUGUCCAGCUGUUCGCCGGCAACCACACCGUUGGGCAGCGCUGGCGGCGCCGGCUUCCUGCCGGACAUGCCGCAGUGGAAGAAGGAUUUGAUCCAGCGCCGCAAAACGAAUGUGGCGCGCACUAAUGCCGCCGCCGCCUGCUCGCCCACAGCCGCGGCGCCGCCAGCUGAUGGCAGCUGUGCGGCUUUCCAAGAACCUGCAGAUUCAGGUGCGACUGAAGGCAGCGCAGCAGCAGCAACAACAACUAGUCAACAACAACAACAACAACAGCAGCAGCAGCAUGUGAAACGAAAUGUAAGCCAAACACAACAACAACAACAGCAACAAGCAGCAUUUAAGACUUCACCAACAGAGGAAAAGUCUGAGAAAUGUUUUAUUGGAAGUGGAGGUCAUCAGACGAUUCCAACAGCAGCAGCAGCAGCGUCGGCAGCGACAGCGGCAGCCCAAAGUACACAAGGCAAAGAUUUAGCCACGGCCUUUUCAGCAGAAACGGCAGCAUCAGCAGCGGCAGCAGCAGCGACAGCGGCACCAAUACCAAAGCAGCGAUCAAGUUUAUUCAACACAAGAAGUCAAUCAACUGGUAAGGAGCAAGAAGAGAUUCUAAAUUUGGAUACCAGAGAACGUGAGCGUGAGAGAGAGCGCGAGCGAGCGUGCGGUGAGCGUGACGUUGAGGUGAAUAGCGCUAGCAUGGUGUAUGCGAGCGUGCGCUCUGGUGAAGUUGAAACUGGCACAGCGACAACUGGAGCAUUAACAGCAAUAGGCAACAGCAGCGGCGUCAGCGGCAGCGGCAGCGCAAAUGUGAAACAAACGGCAGCAACAGCGGCUACAUCGUCGUCGUCAGCAAAUCAGUUGCAAACGAAAUGCAAACCAGGCCAGAGCGUUGCUGAAGCAGCGCCAAGCAAUUACAUUAGCAGCAGCAGCAGCAACAUAAGCAGCAGCAGCAAUACGCCAAUUUUAAUUGAUAAAAAUUGUAAAUCGAAAAUAUCCGACAAAUUGCAGAGCAACAAGUUUAUUAAAAAUCAGCAACAACAGCAACUGGAACGCCAAACGGCCGCGUCGCCCACAAAAGUAGCGGUAAAAACGACAAUGGUCGCCAUGCAAGAAAUGAAAAAGACAACCACACAAAAUGGCCAACAACGUCAUCAUCAUCAUCAUCAUCAUCAUCAACAUCAUCAUCAUCACCAGCAGCAACAGCAGCUGCAGCUGCAUCUGAAAAGCGCCGAUGCCGACAUGGACGUUGGCGUCGCUGCGCUGCAGCCAACGCUUUUGGACGCCGUCGAUCAGCACGAGGAUCUCAGCUAUGGACCCGGCAUUGUGUCCAAGCUGCGCUGCCGUUAUCUAAAUCUGGCGCUGCGCUGCGAGUCGCGCCAGCAGAGCCAAAAUCAGCGACUGCAGCGCUCCACGAGCCUCAAUACGUUGCUCGAUCGUAACGACGACGUCGAGGAUGAGGAACAGCAGCAGGUAAAUAGCUCCACAAUUGCCGUCGCUGCCGCAGUCAACGUCAAUGUGACACGCAGCGCUGCAGCGCCGCCCAUACUGAGCGCCAAGCCAACGGGCAACAGUUACAUCAAAAGCGUCAGCGUCUUGCAGCAGCAGCAGCAGCUACGCCAGCAGCAGCAGCAGAAGACGGCGCAGCAGGAGCAACAGCAGCCGGCGUCGACGUCGCUUAACGGUAACGCGCUGCGCUCGCGUCAUUUUAAGCGCGGCAACGAGGUAAUGAAACGCGCACGCUCCGUCGAGGCGCUGCUCUGCGAGAAGUCGCCGUGGAAUACGCAACGCGCCGGCUAUCAGGCGGCAGCGGUUAAUAGCAGCGCAGUCGCAGUCGCUGCUGGCACGACCCCAGCCGCAGCCACAGUCACAGCCACAUCGGCUGCCCCAGGCACUUCCAGCUGCGUCAGCAUCGAGGAUAAGAUACACAAUGCACGCGAGCGUCUGCACAGCGGCACCGAUGCCACGCCCCCAAAGCGUCUAACCUCCAUUAUAGAUGACACCGAACGCCCACCGCCGGAUCUUGUCAAGCAGACGCUGAAAAUGUUCGAGGCGAGCGCCAAUCGUCGGCCGCGCGCCACGCAGCGCAGCAACGGCGUCGGCGGCGUCGCCAGCAAAGUAGCCAGCUACAAGUCGAUUAUCAAGGAGCAGAAGCCAAACAGCGCUGGCGGCAGCAGCAGCGGCGGCAGCAGCAGCAGCAAGCCGACAGCAGGAUUUGCUGCCUCGACACCCAAGCAGCGCGUCGGCAGCACCAAUGUUCAUGCUGUCGUUCCAGACAUCAUUCCCAGGCAGCUGGAAGCCAGCUGCGACUACGAUUCGCCUGUGACGAGCAUUACCAAAAUGAUGAAACGCAUGCAGCUGGAAGCGCCAGAUGGUGCGGCAGUGGGCGCAGGCGCAGGAGCGGGCGCGGGUGCGGUUGCGGGCGCUGGCAGCAACAAUCAUCGCUUAGUCAGCGAUCAGCAGCGAACGCAGGCAGCAGCAGCUGGCGAGGCUGACGUUGACGGCGACGACGACGACGACAACGGCAACGACAACGACAACGACGACAGCAGAGACGAUGAGAACAACGAAGGCAACGAAAAAGUUGACGUUGACGGCGACGCUGCAGCUGAAGCUGGCGGCGACGGCGACGACGUUUGCAAUGGCGUUAAGCUGGGCGAGGCUGGCGAUAAGUUAACAGCAACGCCGGCAGCGCUGCCGCUGGACGAGGCAGGAGGCGUCGGCAGCAGCAGCGCCCAGCGCUCAUUUGCUGCCGCCUUGCAAGAGAACGCGCACGCUUCCAGCACGAGUUCCAGCAGUCGAAAACUGUCGCAGCGCAGCAGCGAUAACAGCGAAUCCACAACAACAACAACAACAACAGCAACAGCGACAACAGUAAUAGCAGCAGCAACAACAACAACAAAGCAAAUUGGUGUCAUCAGGCCGCUGCUGAACAACUCCGGGUCCAGUUCCGGCUGCGGCACGCCGCUGACCAGUCGCGAGAUUGAAAAGAAUCGCAUUAAUGAAAUGAAAAAAUCAACAGCACUCGCUGCAGACGCAGCUGCUGCUGCUGCCGCCGCCGCCGCCGCUGCUGCCUCUGCCACUAGUCUCGACACCGUGAUAAACACCAAGGAUGGCAGCGAAUUGGACGCUGCGGCAGCGGGCAGCGGCAUCUCACCAAUUUGGCCGUUGCGCAAGCGCCGACAGCCGACAGGUGGCGCCAAUAGCAUUGGAGGCGGCGGCGUCGGCGUCGCCAGCAGCAGCUCCCAUGCGGACAGCAACACCUCCAUGGUGUUCAACUUCUCCAAGAGCGGCAAGGAGGUGCCGGACUAUAUUGAAAGCGAUGUUGUGAUCUACAGACGUAAACGGGAACUGCCAAAGCCAAAUGAACCGGGCUUCGUGCUGCUGGGCGACCUUUCGGUGGAGACAUCGACAGACACGGACUACGAUGAUUAUUCAAUGUGCCCGCCCUCGCCCUGCGACGUUGAGUUCGAGAAUGCGAAUAUUGUGAUCGACGGCAAGUCCAGCAUACGCCAGAAACCCAAAGAUUCAUCGUUCCGCGUACAAUUUAACGAUACGUUAACGUCAACGUUUGAAUAUCCCUCCGAGGCAUCGCAGACCAUUGACGAUCCGCCGUAUGCCGAUCCCUACGGUAAUGUUACCAAGCAUCAUCAGCUCUUCUACGAGGAGCACCUCAGGUUGCAGCACCAGCAACAACAACAACAGCAGCAGCAACAACAGCAGCAGCAACAACAACAACAUCAUCAUGUUACAGUCGAUGAGAUAAUUGAGCUGCCGACAGCCGCGGCGACAUCCUCCGCGUCGCAUAAGACGUCGGGGACCAGCGCAAUGCUGGGAAAUUUACCAUUAGGCUCUACGGCCCUGGGCUUCUACACCCCCCUUAAGGCCUCGCCCAUGGACAGCCUCUUCCAGCUGGGCGUCACGCGCUAUGCCACGCCCGACAGCAGCAGCAGCAGCAACGGCAGCCCAGCCACAAAUGGCGGCAGCUACAACGGCAACGGCAGCGGAGAGGGACACAGCAAGGAGGAGAGCGACGGCAAGGAGCUGGCGGCUGCGCCCGACGAUGUCGAGGAUUAUCUGACCACCUCGGCGCCGCCGACGCCGACGGGCGGCAUUGUGUACAGCGAGGGCGCCCAAAAGACCGAUCUAUUGUACUGAACGAACCAGUUCCGUUUCGAGCCGGAAACAGAUUUACAAACGGAACCGGAACCGGAAGCGGAACCCGUAGCAGAUCCUGAAACGCGCUGAGCUUCGUUUAAAUACGUAUAUAUAUAUAUACAUAGAUAUUAUUGAUAAGUUUGUAGGCCUAAAAUGCGUUUGCAAAAACAGAAAAAGAAAACAUUUUUUUUUUUUAAAUAUAUAUAUAAAUAUUAAAAUAUACAUAAUACUACUAUUAUAUAUAUAUAUAUUAUUGUAAUGUAUCUUUGGCACUGAGCAACCGUAAAUUUUUU
This is a messenger RNA of Drosophila novamexicana, 4650 nucleotides long. It is a transcript of the gene bif, whose product is annotated as pneumococcal serine-rich repeat protein. Gene Ontology annotation, molecular function: microtubule binding. The transcript is spliced from 6 exons. Lineage: Eukaryota; Metazoa; Arthropoda; Insecta; Diptera; Drosophilidae. The record is from RefSeq and is a predicted model, not a curated record. Gene Ontology annotation, biological process: chemotaxis; neuronal signal transduction. The coding region runs from base 113 to 4357 and encodes 1414 amino acids. Gene Ontology annotation, cellular component: rough endoplasmic reticulum membrane; nuclear membrane.